This is a messenger RNA of Closterium sp. NIES-65, 3504 nucleotides long. The record is from the annotation of a GenBank genome assembly. Lineage: Eukaryota; Viridiplantae; Streptophyta; Zygnematophyceae; Desmidiales; Closteriaceae.
AUGCUAGCAGACAAAGAAGACCACCCAGCCAACACUGGCUCGUUUAAGGAUAAGGACAAUGAACAGGAAGACGACAUGAACAGUGAUUUGAACAGUGACGUGAACAGUGACCUAGGGUUUGACUCGCCGGACCGACCUGCCAGGUUCGUCAACCACUCCGACCGCAGGGUCGGCGCCCGAGGCAAGGCCAGGCUCGGGGGAGGCCCGUUGCCGCACCAAACCGCAGUGCACGAGGGCCGGGGAGGGUGGGAGGCGCGGGGAGGAGGCGGGGGAGGGGGCAGCGGUGUGCUUGGCAGCAGAAGCUGCAGGAAUGAGAGUGAUGCAGAUCUAAGUAUUGGCUUCUCUUCUUCUGGUACUGGUGUUGCUAUGUUAGCAGGGUUUCAGCUGAAGGGUGUUCCUAAGGAGCAGAUUGGGUUGCUCCUGGAGCAGCAGGCAGAGAGAAGGCUUGCUAGGGCUAAGGAUGGUGGUGGGAGUGGCGCUGCUGCUGCUGUUGGUGCUGCUGCUGCAGGUGCAUCUGGUGCUGUGGCUGGUGGUGGUGGCGGUGGUGUGCGGAAGGGGAGGAUGGGUGGAAGCGCUGGGGAAAACGAUAUGCAAGGCAGUCGACCAGGAGGGGGGAUAGGGCCCUUGCAAGGGCACGCAAUAGGUGUAAGCAGCUUGAAGGACCACCACAGAGGGACGUACCCCAGCCUUCGCCCCACAGACUACAUAUUUGAGAAGCCGUAUGAGGAUUUGAGAACGCGGUAUAUUCUGCACAACAAGAAGCUGGGCAGCGGGCAGUACGGGGUGAUCCGGCGGUGUCUGGAGAUCAGCAGCGGCAUGCAGCUGGCGUGUAAGACGGUCAAGAAGGCUGAGAUCAAGUCGCACGAGGAGGCUCAGGAUUUGAGGAAGGAGGUGGCCACUCUCUCCAUGCUGCAGGGCCACCCCUUCAUCGUUCGGCUGCAUGACACAGUAGAAGACAGGAAGGGCCAUCCAUUCAUAGCUUGGCUGCACGGCACAGUGGACGAUGGAACUAUGUCUGGAUUUGAGUCGACUCCCGCAUCCACGCCCCUCCCCACAACAACACGUGCACAUGGUGAUGGAGCUGUGCACAGCAGCGGGCGCCAGGCUGUGUGCGCAGCUGGUGGCGGCACUGCUGCACUGCCACCGCCAUCGCUAACAACGUCCCUCCUCCUCUUCCCUCCCCUUCCCCUCACCAAUCAGCACGUGCACAUGGUGAUGGAGCUGUGCACGGGAGGAGACUUGUUUGAUCGAGUGGCAAAAGACGGCCCCUACAGCGCUGCAGCGGGGGCACGGCUGUGUGCACAGCUGGUGGCGGUGCUGCUGCACUGCUACUGCCAACUAUGUCCCCAUUCUCCUCCCCUCCCAUUCCUCUCUCCCCCCCCACAACAGCACGUGCACAUGGUGAUGGAGCUGUGUACAGGAGGAGACCACUUCGAUCGAGUGACAAAAGACGGCCCCUACAGUGCAGCAGCGGGGGCGAGGCUGUGUGCGCAGCUGCUGGCGGCACUGCUGCACUGCCACCAAUGUUCCCCCCUUUCUCUCCCCCCACUUACCAAACAGCACGUGCACAUGGUGAUGGAGCUGUGUACCGGAGGGGACUUAUUUGAUCGAGUGGCAAAAGACGGCCCCUACAGCGCAGCAGCGGGGGCACGGCUGUGUGCACAGCUGGUGGCGGUGCUGCUGCACUGCUACUGCCAACUAUGUCCCCAUUCUCCUCCCCUCCCAUUCCUCUCUCCCCCCCCACAACAGCACGUGCACAUGGUGAUGGAGCUGUGUACAGGAGGAGACCACUUCGAUCGAGUGACAAAAGACGGCCCCUACAGUGCAGCAGCGGGGGCGAGGCUGUGUGCGCAGCUGCUGGCGGCACUGCUGCACUGCCACCAAUGUUCCCCCCUUUCUCUCCCCCCACUUACCAAACAGCACGUGCACAUGGUGAUGGAGCUGUGUACCGGAGGGGACUUAUUUGAUCGAGUGGCAAAAGACGGCCCCUACAGCGCAGCAGCGGGGGCACGGCUGUGUGCGCAGCUGGUGGCGGCGCUGCUGCACUGCCACCGCCACGGCAUCGUGCACCGCGACGUGAAGCCCGAAAACAUCCUCCUUACAAGCAGGCAGCUUAACAGCGACAUCAAGCUCGUGGACUUUGGAAUUGCUACCUUCUUCCAGGAAGGAGAGAGGUUGAAGGAGCUGAUGGGAACGCCGCAGUACAUGGCACCGGAGCUCAUCCAGGGGGAGUACGGCCCCGAGGUGGACGUGUGGAGCGCCGGAGUUGUCAUGUACAUUGCCAUGUGUGGCGUGCCGCCCUUCUGGGCUUCGUCCAAUCGCUCGCUUGCGGAGGCGAUUCGAGGGAAGGAGGUCAGCUUUAAGAGCGCCAAGUGGGCUGGCGUGCCGGAGGAGUGCAAGGAUUUGAUUGGCCGGAUGCUGGAUAAGGACCCGAAGCGGCGAAUAACGGCUUUAGAGAUACUUGGACAUCCAUGGAUACAUGCCAUCAGCUACUCGGCGGAGCGCGUGGUGGGGAACGGUUCGUUUGGAGUUGUAUUCCAGGCGUCCUGUUUGGAGACGGGCGAAACGGUGGCGAUAAAGAAGGUGUUACAGGACAAGCGUUACAAGAACCGCGAGCUGCAGAUCAUGCGGCUACUGGAGCACCCGAACGUGGUGGCGCUGCGGCACUGCUUCUUCUCGACGACGGACAAGGACGAGCUGUAUCUGAACCUGGUGCUCGAGUUCGUGCCCGAGACCGUCUACCGCAUCACCAAGCACUACACCAAGAUGAACCAGCGCAUGCCGCUGCUCUACGUCAAGCUCUACACCUACCAGAUUUGUCGAGCGCUGGCGUACAUUCACAACGGCAUCGGCGUGUGUCAUCGCGAUAUCAAGCCGCAAAACCUUCUCGUCAAUCCGCACACGCAUCAACUCAAGCUGUGCGAUUUCGGAAGCGCAAAAGUCCUGGUGAAGGGCGAACCCAACAUCUCGUACAUCUGCUCGCGCUACUACCGCGCGCCAGAGCUCAUCUUUGGGGCCACGGAGUACACCACAGCCAUUGACAUCUGGUCCGCUGGCUGUGUCAUGGCGGAGCUGCUGCUGGGGCAGCCGCUGUUCCCGGGCGAGAGCGGGGUGGAUCAGCUGGUGGAAAUUAUUAAGGUCCUGGGAACGCCCACAAGGGAGGAGAUCAAGUGCAUGAACCCCAACUACACGGAGUUCAAGUUCCCGCAGAUCAAGGCGCACCCCUGGCACAAGGUCUUCUCUAAGCGGGUGCCGGCAGAGGCAGUGGACCUCGUCUCACGGCUGCUGCAGUACUCCCCGAACCUACGCUGCACCGCUGCGGAGGCGUUGGUGCAUCCCUUCUUUGACGAAAUCAAGGACCCCAACACCAGGCUGCCUAAUGGCAAGCCGCUGCCUCCCCUCUUCAACUUCAAGAAAGAGGAGUUCAAGGGAGUGCCCAUCGAGCUGGUGCGUCGGAUUGUGCCCGAGCACACAAGGCGUCAGAACGGCCACCUUCUCGUGUAG